Gadus morhua (Atlantic cod) is the source of this 3407-nucleotide messenger RNA. RefSeq names its product TRPM8 channel-associated factor homolog. Gene Ontology annotation, molecular function: transmembrane transporter binding. The transcript is spliced from 12 exons. Lineage: Eukaryota; Metazoa; Chordata; Actinopteri; Gadiformes; Gadidae. Gene Ontology annotation, biological process: positive regulation of protein targeting to membrane. The record is from RefSeq and is a predicted model, not a curated record. Gene Ontology annotation, cellular component: plasma membrane. The coding region runs from base 318 to 3047 and encodes 909 amino acids.
CGUUGUUGCAGCCCUAGAUUUCAUCAUAAAGUGGCACACUUGCAAUUCUUUUUAUGGUCCGGUUAAACAAAAACGCAGAGAUCCAUUUCAUCAGUCCAGUACGUUUAGCUCCUCCCAGGCCCCCGCCCAACCUAGGGGAGUGUGCUUAAAGACCAUUGCUCUGAUCACUUCUACUCUUCUGCUAUACACAGUUCGUUAGGUCAUUAAGUCUUUUUGAAGUGGGUUGUUUUGAAGUACAAUCCACCGACACAUUUUUUGGAAGAUCCACCGCCAGACGCUAUUGAGCUCCGGAUUCAGAGCCUCACUCAACCUAAAACAUGGCCAGCCCACAAAUUGGAUUUGACAACCAGCGAGCCUACUCCAGUCUCAUGAGAGGACUGCAGGAGCUGGACUUGAGGGGCGAUGCCACCCCUGGCUCAUUGUACCUGAUAGGAGACCACGCCUUCCCUCUGGCCAUGAACGCCCAAGGCAAGGUGCUGAUGGCCGCCUCCCUCUUUGGACGUGGACGCAUGGUAGUCCUGGGUCACGAGAGCUACCUGACCUCCUUCCCCGCCCUGGUGGAGAACGCCCUCACCUGGCUCAGGGGCGAUGGAUCUGAAAACCCCCUGGUCGGUAUUCACCAGAGCUGCAAGCCAGUGGCGGAUAACCUCUCCCACUCCGUUUUCCAGGCCCAUGUGAUGGGGGGCUUCCUCCAAGUCAUGGGGGUGGGGGUGUAUGUGGUGGAUGCCUACAGCAUGGCUCCUGAUGUGAAGGCCCUGCUGGAGUUUGUGAAAGCUGGAGGGGGGCUGUUGAUCGCAGGGCAGGCCUGGCACUGGGCUGGACAACACCCCAAGGAGAAUACUCUGAUGGCCUUCCCAGGGAACCAGGUCACCAGCAUGGCGGGGAUCUACUUCUCUGAGCACUAUUCAGAGGCCGGCUGUCUUUUUAUUUUCCCACCAAUUCCUUGCGGUUGGAAUCCAGAUCCGAUUAACUUUGCGGACGACUUGGCGUUUCUCCUGGAGGGCGUGUCUGGGUUCAGGUUAAAGAACGAGUGUUCUGAGAUUCAGGUCCAUGGCCUUCUUGCCUUUCCGAUAUUCCCCUUCCUAGUGGGGGCAUACUACGGCAGGGGUCGUGUCCUAUGUGUCACUCACGAAGAAUUGUUUGGCCAACAGGAGUUGGUUCCUUUAUGGCACAAUGCCCUCCGAUGGUUGGACCAGGGCAGGAAAGGCGUAGUUGGAGUCCUGCCGUCAUUGACUGAUCUCCCCUCCCUGUACGGCCCGUCAGGGCUGAGCUGUCGGAAUACAGACUUCACUGAUGACCUGAGUGUGUUUGUGUCCACGGUAUACAGCGAUGAGAAGGCACAGGAGAUGCAGGACUUUGUGAUGGAGGGAGGAGGUCUGCUCAUAGGAGGGCAGGCCUGGUACUGGUGCAGUUGUAACCCAGACCUCAACCCGCUGACUGACUUCGCAGGGAACCGCAUACUGAGCAAGAUGGGCCUGAACGUGCUGGGUACUACCGUCCCAAAGGAAUUCUACGAGGCUCCCGACCCCGUCAAGGCCUCCGUAGACCAGUACCACUUCCAGCACAUGGUAUCCCGCUUCACUAGACACCUGCUCUCCGGAGAGACUCUCACUGCGAAGGAGGAGGGCUUCAUGCCGCGGCUGCGUCGGGACUGUGCUGCCUACCUGUUGAUGGAGGCCAACGGGUCGGCGUCGUACACACAAGUCAUGUCCGACCUCACUGCCAUUGUCGAAAAGGCUGGGAUCCCACAGGUGUCUUUGAACUGUCCCGUUAGCAAUGAAAAGGACCGUCUGCUGCUGACCAUCGGGACUGAGCUCUAUCAAUGUUUGGACCCCGACACGCUCCUGCCUUACCUGAUCAAGGACAUCCCUAGCAUGCGAGUUGUCCAACACCAGCUUAAAGUCAACGCAAACACAGAAGGUAAAAAGGAGUGGAUUAGUACUGGAGUGUACCUCACUCCAGGUAUGAAGACCUACAUAUCUCUACCAGCACAGAUUGUCAACAAAGGAUGGAUGGUGCAGAUCGGCUGUCAGACGGACAAUUUGGAUCACUUGAAGGAACUGAGGAGAGCCCCUUGUGUUCACAAGACCUUCAGAAUCACGAAGCCCAUGAUGCAGGUGUGGAACCUGUGGGGGGGGCUCCUCUACCUCGUGGCCCCGCCCGACACUCAGGUGGAGGGGCUGAAGGUCACAGUGGAAAGGGCGGUUCUUUCACCUUACUUCCAGUCAGGUGUGACGACGCCGGCCGAGUGGGCCCUGAUGCGCCAGUCCCCCGCCCCCUGGGCAGAGCUGGAGUUUGAGAACAUCAUCUUCACCGUGCCGUCCGACGCCAUCCGACACCUGGAGCGCCCUGAGGAGGUGGCGGCGCUCUGGGAUAAGAUCAUGAGGGGGGUCGCAGACCUGGCAGCUGUUUCCCACAAAUUUCCGCGCAAGGAACGUUUUGUCGCCGAAGUGCAGAUAUCCUGCGGUUGGAUGCAUUCAGGCUAUCCCAUCAUGAUGUACUCCUCUGUGGCCCCACAAAUGGUUAACCCAGAGGCCUCUGGACGCACAGACCUCUGGGGCUUCAUCCACGAACUGGGGCACAACCAGCAGAGGGCCUGCUGGGAGUUCAGACCGAACACCACAGAGUGCACGUGCAACCUGUGGUCGGUGUACGUGAAUGAAGAGGUGCUGGGGACUAAAAGGGCAAAGGCACAUCCGGAGUUGGAGCCUGAAACUCGGUUGUCUCGCAUAGAAGAGUACGUCAAGGGAGGCAGAAACCUUGGGAGCUGGACUGUGUGGGUGGCCUUGGAAACAUACCUACAGCUCCAGGAGGCGUUCGGCUGGGCAGCCUUUAAGAAAGUGUUCGCCGCCUACCACGACAUGAGCGAUGUGCCCGGGGACAACAAGGGCAAGAUGAACCUGUACACCAAGACCUUCUCCGUGGCUGUGGAGCACAACCUGUGUGCCUUCUUCAAGGCCUGGGGCUGGCCCAUAGAGGGUGCCACUGAGGAGGAGCUGUCCAGGCUGCCUGCGUGGACCAACCACCCCAUGGCUCGCUAUCAGUGAACCUUCCUAUUGCUCCUGAAGAGACCCUCCUCAAGGGUAGAAAGCUCUGUGGCGGGGCUCUAAGGACUCAUUUCCUUUUUAAAUGCUAUUGCACUAGUGGUGGUUGGUUGGAUUGCACUAUUUAUAUUUUACACUGAUUUAUUGAGCUAAGCUGUAGAUGUUUUACUCAUAAUGUACUUAGGCUCAGGUGUAUCCAAAAAAAUCUAAUUUUGUUAUUUUUCAUUGGCGAAAUACAGUGGCCAUUGUGUCUUUGGAAAUAUGUUAUUAGCAAUUUUAAAACCAUUUGUUAUUUCCUUAACUUUUCUUUCCAAUGAAUAUACAUCAAAUAUUGUAAUGAUAAAAGGUAUAACAUUUGUUGAA